AUGGCCGAAGUUGAGAGUGCUUUGCACUUUUCAGUGAUUGAAUGGCUCACAUUGUGUGGCUUAAAUGAAUUUCAAACGCAUUUUUCAAGUGAAGGAUACGACGACUUAGACGUUAUUGCUGAAAUGACAGCCAAAGACAUUGAAGAUUUAGGCAUUUCAAAGAAGGGACAUGUAAAAAAAUCUUGCUCAGUAUUGAGGAUCUGAGAAAAAAUCUGCGGGGAAAAAGAAUUCAACAGAGACUUGCUCCUCCAACUAAAAAAAGAUUGGUUCAGUUAGGUAUGCUAUGAAUAAUACUGCAAGAGUAUUAAAAAACUGUGGUAUAACUCGCCACUUAAGCCCACUUGCUCUAUUUAUAAUAAUGAACAUACAGUGAACUACAGAGUAAAUUAUUUACAGGCAGCAAAUUAUAGAUUUUGUUUGCCAAUUUCUAUAUAUUUAAUACUCGUGUAAACAUUACUGUAUUCCUCUGACAGGAAGCAAUGACUGCAAGCAAUUUUACUGAAUAUUUAAAUGUUGACACAUUGUAUGAGAAAAGGUUAAUUUAUAGUUCUGUUUUACUUUGUGGUAUAGUCCUUCCAUGCUCAUCUAAGGCACCUAUUCCAGACGAACUACCACACACAAAGUCCAAGUGGUGGUACACAAACCCACAGCACCCUCGAACAAAAUAUUUCAAUGAAAUCCUACCAGCUAUAUUUGCAGCAGCCAGACCUCAUAUGAGUGAAUCUGUAUUUGAAGCCUAUCUAUUUAAGGAGCGUGGAAGACGGUGGCAAAUAAAAUUAAAGCUUGAAAAACUUGAAAGAAAGCUCAAUUACCUCUUGUCGGAAGAUAACAAUGCAUGUUUCGGGAACUAUUUAAUUCCUCUUGAAAAUUCGAAAGCAACAGAUAUUGACCACUGCGAACGUGGAGUAAAAGAAAUAUCAUUGAUAGAAGAAAUUGUGUUAAAAGAAAAGUCAGAGGUUCGAAGAAAUUAUGAAAUGUUGUUUGACAAGAAGGGCCAACAGUGUAAACCAUGGGCAAAAGAGCAGCGACAAUAUUAUGAGACAUUGCUGGAAAAUUUGAAUUUUCUGCUUGAUACCACAGAAGAUGCUAAAUCCAAACUCAGCUUGAAUCUUUCUACAAGCAAAAAGGCUUUUGCUGCUAUUGCAUCCAGAAAAAAAUCUAGCCUGGUUAAAAGAAGAAGAAAGGAAAACAAGAGAAAGACAAGGAAGCGAAAAAAGGAAAGAGAAGAAUCUGCUGUGAAACGUCUAAUGGAACAACUUGUUGAUAAUUACACUUUCAAAAACCUUUAUUUUCCAGAUGGAUAUUGCAAGGAGACAGGAAGUCAGCAUGCCAUCACAGAAGAUGAGUUGAAUCUAGAAGUUCUUCAAAACUUAAAAACAAAGUCAAGUAUUAGAGUAUUAGAACUUCUAUACAGUCAAAGUUGCUUUGCACUUGAUGCUCUCCCUGUAAUAGGGCAAACCAUGGACAGACUGGAAGCCCAAUAA
Messenger RNA from Paramuricea clavata, 1484 nucleotides. NCBI's taxonomy places the organism in Eukaryota, Metazoa, Cnidaria, Anthozoa, Malacalcyonacea, Plexauridae. The record is from the annotation of a GenBank genome assembly.